Pocillopora damicornis (cauliflower coral) is the source of this 1696-nucleotide messenger RNA. RefSeq names its product growth hormone secretagogue receptor type 1. NCBI's taxonomy places the organism in Eukaryota, Metazoa, Cnidaria, Anthozoa, Scleractinia, Pocilloporidae. Gene Ontology annotation, biological process: G protein-coupled receptor signaling pathway. The record is from RefSeq and is a predicted model, not a curated record. Gene Ontology annotation, molecular function: G protein-coupled receptor activity. Gene Ontology annotation, cellular component: membrane.
UCAGACCAUACGGCGACUUCAACGAACUCAGUGCUGCGAUUAAACAAGUGAUCGUGUUAAGAACUUUGUACAGCCUUUUCGUAAAUUUGACGAACAUCAGAGAAAAUUAUAAUCGUGAACACAACCAUGACAUUCUUAUCCGAAAACAGUACACAGAUAACCAUCCAUGCAGCUUCGAGUAAUUCCGACCAAGCUUGUGAAAUAACAGCCGACUCCGCUGUAGAGGUUUCAGCUAAAGCUCUGGCUUAUAUUUUUAUUUUCAUGGUUUCGUUUUUCGGAAAUAUCUUUCUUCUUGUGGUCAUUUACAAGAACAAGCAGCUACGAAGAUCCAUCAACUACUUCGUUUUCAACAUGGCUGUAUCUGACCUCUUCAACCCUUUGACCGUCAUGACUGUGAAGAUCGUUGAGAUCAUUUCAGGCUCGGAAUCCUGGAAAGUUGAUCGUCCGUGGCUGCUAGGAAACAUUCUAUGCAAACUUGCCUACUUUCUGCCAGAUGUUUCCCUUUUGGUUUCCAUCGGAAGCCUUCUUUUGAUCUCGAUAGACAGGCUCUUCGCUGUCGUCUCUCCACUGAAGGCCAAACUUAUCUCCUCAAAAGUACGAUUGAUCAGCAUACUAAUCACGUGGUGUGUCGCCAUCGUCUUCCACGCACCUUAUUUUUACAGUUUCAAACUGAUCCUCUACGAAAAUAAAACGUAUUGUACCUUAAAUUGGGGACCAGCACUCGACCACCUGAAAACACACAACGGAUAUGUUACGGCAUCGUUUAUAACUUUUAUCCUCAUUCCCGUUAUUAUCCUGGUUAUUGUGUAUGGCAUUAUCGCAUGGACAAUACGAAAAAAGAACAAGAAAAGUAAAGAGCGAUUGUCUUGUCGCCAAAACCAUCGAGAUCAGCAGCUGAGGAAAAUUGUCCAAAUGACGAUGGCCAUCAUGAUUUCCUUUGUUACCUGCAUGACUCCACUGCUUAUCUAUUUAUUUUUUCAUAUUUUUGUAUGGAAUUGGGAACCGCCACCCGUUUGUGCAUUUCAAACAAUCAUCCCAUUUAUUUCUGUCUUUCUGCUGCAUUCAUGGAGUGCAGUUAAUCCCUGCAUUUGUUUUAUCUUUAGCAAGAACUAUCGCAACGGCCUUAAGCAAUGUUUUCAUUGUGACAGUCUUAGUCGAAGGUUAUCAAGUAUGCAAGAGCACUAUCGAAUGCGAACGAUGACGAGCUCCUAUGGAGACAGCUCUCUUCAGAUCCAUUCAAGUAGCGUACACAUUAUCUCGUACAGCAGAAAUACAUGAGCUCACUAUAUAUUUAGAUCCUAAAUCAGAAAAGCAGCAGUAGAAUCAUUGGGUAGGCACCUCGAACCUUUAAGUUCAACAGAGAUGGUUUGCAACGUUAUGUGAAAACUGAUAGUCUUUCGAUUUCAUGGAAAACACCAAGGACCGCGUAAGGACUAAAUGCGACACACUUAAGCACCAGAAGCUAAAGGACAUUAUGCUCAGAUCACGAUACAUCUGUUCUCUCCGUCAGCUGAUUUCCUUUUGCAAAUUUCGUGAGAUUCAAACGAUAAAGUCCAGCAGAUAUGAGCGGCAGAGCCACGAUGGGUCGCUUGUCCUAGUCAAAUUUUUUGUGUAGGCAUUUUCCGCGAUGAAAGAUGAUCUAUGAAUUAUUUGCACGGUAUAUUUAAAAGCAUAUCAUUAUGGACUGAAAUCAAGA